AUUGGACCUAAUUAGACCUUGCAGCAGCAAAUAGACAAGCUCCCUGCCUGAUUGGCUUCAAAGUGUCUGCUGCCAAACAACUAGCAGAGGUGCCAAAGUAGGAGCCCUGCGUCUGGAGCCCAGAUCAAGAGAGGCCGCCCGGAAGAGGAGAGCUGGGGCGGGAUCGCCCAGCCCGCCCGGCGCACCUUUGCUUCCCCGCGCGCGUCCUGCCCUGCCGUGGAGCCGCUGGGCACGGGGCUGCUCCCGGGGCUCUCAGCCCAGCUGGAGGCGGAGACCCGGAGCAAUUCGAGAGAAGGAGGCGGGAGCGUGCGAGGGCUCGGUCCUAAAAAGUGAGCCCGCUCCCUGGCUUGCAGAAGCCUUCAGCAGCGGCGGCGGCGGGAGCAGGAAAGGUGAGCCUGUUGGAGACAGGAUUCCUCUCGCGUUCUGCUCGCUCAGUCUCAGCCAUGGCAUCGGUGCUGGGGGCCAGCAGAGGGUCCGGAGGGCUGAGCAGUCAACUCAAAUGCAAGUCUAAGAGAAGGAGGAGACGGCGGUCCAAGAGGAAAGACAAAGUAAGCAUGUUGUCAGCUUUCAUCGCUCCCUUCAAGCACUUAAGCCCCGGGGCCACAAACACGGAGGACGAAGACAAUCUAAGUAUCAGCAGCGCCGACGUGAAGGAAAACCGCAACGUGAGCAACCUGGAGGCCCGGCCCCUGCCCGCCGGUGACGGGGCCCGAGGUGGUGCGCCCGGCGUGAAGAGGAAGAGGCCCCUGGAGGAGGGCAACGGCGGCCACUUAUGCAAGGUGCAGCUCAUCUGGAAGAAGCUCUCGUGGUCCGUGGCGCCCAAGAACGCGCUGGUACAGCUCCACGACCUGCGUCCGGGCCUGCAGUACCGCAUGGUGUCCCAGACCGGCCCGGUGCACGCCCCCAUCUUCGCCGUGGCCGUGGAGGUGAACGGGCUCACGUUCGAGGGCACGGGGCCCACCAAGAAGAAAGCCAAGAUGCGGGCAGCCGAGCUGGCCCUGAGGUCCUUCGUGCAGUUCCCCAAUGCCUGCCAGGCCCACCUGGCCAUGGGCAGCGGCGCCGGCCCGUCCACGGACUUCACCUCGGACCAGGCCGACUUCCCCGACACGCUGUUCAAGGAGUUCGAGCCGGCCGCCCCCGGCGAGGCCUUCGCGGGCCACCGCCCUGCUGACGCCGGGCUGUUGCCCUCCGCCUGCCGGAGGGGACGACUGCUCUGCCACCCCCUGGACCUGGUGGGCCCGGCGCGGCCGGACAGACCCAGGCCGGGCCCCGUGGCCCUGGGUGACAGGAACCCCGUGGUCGUGCUGAACCAGCUGCGCUCCGGCCUGCGCUACGUGUGCCUCGCAGAGCCGGCCGAGAAGCAGCGCGCCAAGAGCUUCGUCAUGGCCGUGUGCGUGGACGGCAGGACGUUCGAAGGCUCGGGACGCAGCAAGAAGCUGGCCAAGGGCCAGGCGGCUCAGGCUGCCCUCCAGGCUCUCUUCAACAUCCGGCUGCCCGGCCACAUCCCCAGCAGGAGUAAGAGUCACCUCUUGCCCCAGGAAUUCGCAGACUCCGUGUCCCAGCUGGUCACGCAGAAGUUCCACGAGCUGACUGUGGGCCUGGCGUCCGCGCACGCCCGCCACAAAGCACUGGCAGGAAUCGUCAUGACCACAGGCUUGGACGUCAGGCAGGCACAGGUCAUCGUCCUGUCCUCAGGGACCAAGUGCAUCAGCGGCGAGCACAUCAGUGACCAGGGGCUGGUGGUCAACGACUGCCACGCGGAGACCGUAGCCAGGAGAGCACUGGUCCACUUCCUGUACACCCAGCUAGAGCUGCACCUGAGCAAGCGGCGGGAGGACUCAGAGCACUCGAUAUUCGAGCGGUCCAAGGAUGGCGGCUACCGGCUAAGGGACAACGUGCUGUUCCAUCUCUACGUGAGCACAUCCCCCUGCGGAGACGCCAGGCUCCACUCACCCUACGAGAUCACCACAGACCUGAACAGCAGGAAGCACAUCGUCAGGAAGCUCCGCGGGCACCUGCGCACGAAGAUCGAGUCUGGGGAAGGGACCGUCCCCGUCCGGGGCCCUAGCGCGGUACAGACGUGGGACGGCGUCCUGCUGGGUGAGCAGCUCGUCACCAUGUCCUGCACGGACAAGAUCGCCAGGUGGAACGUGCUGGGACUGCAGGGUGCACUGCUCUGCCACUUCAUUGAGCCCGUGUACCUGCACAGCAUCAUCGUGGGCAGUCUGCACCACACCGGCCACCUCUCCCGGGUCAUGAGCCUCCGGACCGAGGACAUCGGCCAGCUGCCAGCCUCGUACCGACACAACCAGCCCCUCCUCAGCGGAGUGAGCCUUGCCGAGGCACGCCAGCCGGGGAAGUCUCCACACUUCAGCGUGAACUGGGUGAUGGGCAACGCGGAUGUGGAGGUUAUCGACGGCACCACUGGGAAGAGGAGCUGCGGGGGCUCGUCACGGCUCUGCAAGCACGUGUUCUCGGCGCGGUGGGCGAGGCUUUAUGGAAAGCUGAGCACGCGGAUCCCGAGCCACGGAGACACGCCGUCCAUGUACUGUGAGGCCAAGCGGGGGGCGGGCACCUACCAGUCUGUCAAACAGCAGCUAUUCAAGGCGUUCCAGAAGGCCGGGCUGGGCACCUGGGUGAGGAAGCCGCCCGAGCAAGACCAGUUUCUACUGACUCUCUGAGCCACUGGACUCCCGUGCUCCCAGAGCAGGGUGAACACCCGGACUGGGCAGGGCGUGCGUGCGCGUGCGUGGGGCGGCAGGCGGUGCUCACUGGCUCCCCGCACCCAUUUCCCUUUGGUGUUCUGGAAGCACGCACAUGGUCAGUGUUCCGUGGGCAACUAGACUCAAAGUAGGAGCUGCUCCCACGUUGUCAGAACCCAGACGCCCCCCAGACCUGAAGGCACAGGCGCGGCCCAACAUCUCUCCCUGGUGUGUCCACGGGAAAUUUCCAUUCAGGCUGAAGGGUCAUUGGUGCGGCCUUGCCACGCAGUGCCUCGGGCGCCCCUCCCACCUCCAGCGCUGCGUCGGUUCUCAGUGGCACGAUACUUCAGGAAAAGCCACAACGAAAAGAAAAGCCAUGGGCUCCUCCCCAAAGAAGCCAACAGGACGCUCUACCAACCCCAUUAUUCACUUAAGUUUUUAUUCCACCUCCUUUCAAAGCGGAUCUGAGAUGCGCAAUAUUGAAGAACCCCCUGAACUAGGACCAGAGAAAUGAAGACCCUUUGCGCAGCGCGCCGGUGAGCUGAGACGUAGGACAAGGGGCUCCAGGACCGAGUGCUGCCGACCACUGCAAACUGCCGCACCCGUCCCAGGCCCAGCGCAGGCUCCGCGGCAGGUGCCCACGGCCACUGACCACGUCUGUGGCAGAUGCAUCCAAGGUUAGUGACCACCUGCACCUCCUCACCAGGUAACAAGGAAACAAGUCCCAGACCACGCCCUGUUUAGCUAAGUUUGCGUCAGAGAGCAAGCCCAAAGAACAUCCACAAAUCCACAACCUCUCCUUGGGGCUGAGGAGCUACCAGAUCUCCACUGCUUUAGGUUCAGAUCUCCACUGCUUUAGGUUCCCUGGUCUCCAUCUUGCAUGAUUGAAACAAAUCACUCACAGCAGCUGCUGAGACGCAAGAGGCCGGAUUCUGUCCCCUUCAGAGCAGGUGUCAGACACCCAGACCAUUUGGGAUCCAGCCCCUGGCACCCUCUCUAAGAGGACGGUGGGGCCGCAUGGCCGAGCGUGGGAGGGGCAGGCACCCUCUCACAAGCCUUCAGUCUGUCCUGGUACCUUGAACUGUGCACUCUGACCACCAAGAACUCAUCUCUAACACCCAUCAUGCUACUGACGGGCCUCUAAUUUCUCUUGCAAAAGAUCCACGUCUGAAACUCACUGGGCCACAUGGCCACGCUUCGGAGAGCCCGCUCUGGGGUAAGGGCUUUCUGGUGAGACUUUCAGCCGCCAGCCGUGGGUGCACACCCUGACGAGAACACGGGACUACACACAGCCCAAGACGCAGGAGCAUGACAUCGAGCCGCACACAUUCAAGGAGAGAUUGCAGGUAUGAUAAGGAGGCAAAAAUGAGCCAACAUGAGUUUUAGAUAUUUGUUGUGGGACAAGAAGUAGAGGUGUUACUAUGGAAACCAACUAUUCUUGGGACUUCCUAUAGGGUCAGAUUUCUCCACAGACACAAGGUCGGUUCCCACUGGAACUGCUCCCGUUCUGAGCCCCUGCUUCUGUCCCUGCACUCCAAACAAUGCCCCUUCCAGAGCGAGGAGACAGCAUUAGCAGCGGCCGCCCCAGGACAGAGGCAGAUGGGCCCAUCCACACAAAGCACCGCAGGACCACCCGGACAACCGGACCGCAGGGACUUGGACGGCACCACCUACCCGAUAUCGGACACUCCCGUGAUGCCUCAGCUGCAGCUACUUGGUCACUGUUCAUCUCGCCUGAGGCACUGGCCCUCCAGAAAAACCUAAACUCCACCAAAAUAUCUACUUCUGGAGAAAGUGUAGGGACUCGUCUGUUCGGUCAGCGGGGACAUCCUGGAAGGAGAGGCGAAGGCUCGGCGCAGGAGCUUUGUCGCAAGAGGGCGUUUCCAAGGCAGCAGAAAGCGCAUCUGAGAGGCUGAGCUUGGCGGGAGCUGCCUGUCCAGGAGCGGGGAUGGAGAGGCACAAGGGACAGGGAAGGCGGCACGGCAGGGCUGGGUCACCAACAGGAGGCCAGGUCACCGGGCUCAGAUGUGGCACCUGCCGUGGCUGGGGGGACAGGUGGUGCCGGCCCAGAGACGAGGUCACAGGGGAGCCUGAGGAUCUACUCUGGGCUUCAAAGCCCAAAAGAGCACCCAACGCUGCUGGAGGCCAGGCCAA
This is a messenger RNA of Leptonychotes weddellii (Weddell seal), 4856 nucleotides long. It is a transcript of the gene ADARB2, whose product is annotated as adenosine deaminase RNA specific B2 (inactive). The record is from RefSeq and is a predicted model, not a curated record. Lineage: Eukaryota; Metazoa; Chordata; Mammalia; Carnivora; Phocidae. Gene Ontology annotation, biological process: adenosine to inosine editing; RNA processing. Gene Ontology annotation, molecular function: adenosine deaminase activity; tRNA-specific adenosine deaminase activity; double-stranded RNA adenosine deaminase activity. Gene Ontology annotation, cellular component: nucleolus; cytoplasm.